AUGGGAAGUUUGGUUUAUCUCACAGUUAUUUGUCCGGAUAUUGCUCAUGUUGUUCAUGUUAUCUGUCAGUUUGUUACUGAUCCUACCUCCAUUCAUUGGGGAGCUGUACUCCGUAUUUUGAGAUAUCUUCAUGACACUCAGUUUCAAAACCUCUUGUUUCCCUCGGCGUCUUCUCUAGAGUUACGUGCCUAUGAUGAUUGGGUUGGCGAUCGUUAUGAUCGUAAAUCCACCACCAGAUUUUGCGUAUUUCUUGGAGAAUCUCUCAUUUCAUGGAAGAACAAGAAACAUGACGUUGUCUUCAGAUCUUCCACGAAGGCUGAGUAUCGUGCUAUCACUAUGACUACAUGUGAGAUUAUCUGGUUACGGUGGUUGCUGAUAUGA
Messenger RNA from Lactuca sativa (garden lettuce), 381 nucleotides. Lineage: Eukaryota; Viridiplantae; Streptophyta; Magnoliopsida; Asterales; Asteraceae. The record is from RefSeq and is a predicted model, not a curated record.